UGAAGUUUUGCGUUUGAGCAUUCCGGCUUUGCUCGCUGCCAAGUUAGGACCAGUUACAAACAAAUAGCUCCGACAUUACAACAUCAUCUGCUAGAUCUUUUUGGAGUUGGUUUUGAAGAUAAGAAAGGCCAUGGCGAACCCUCUUUUGAGUGCCCUCCUGGUGGCUCUUGUAGCCUCAGGUUGUGCUACUUCACCCGAAGGCGAUCAUCAUUGCCCUGAGGGUAUGACCUUUAACGAGUGCGGCUCAGGUUGUGGCCCGUCCAGCUGUGAAAACCUUCCCAGAGAUAUUUGUCCCCGGAUCUGUCGUGCUGGGUGCUUCUGUCCAGAAGGACUGGUCAAGGAUCAAGAUGGCGGAGACCGCUGCAUACCCUUGGAUCAUUGCCAAGAUCGUCAUUGCCCUGAUGGUAUGGCUUAUGACGAGUGCGGCUCAGGUUGUGGCCCGUCCAGCUGUGAAAACCUUCCCAGAGAUAUUUGUCCCCGGAUCUGUCGUGCUGGGUGCUUCUGUCCAGAAGGACUGGUCAAGGAUCAAGAUGGCGGAGACCGCUGCAUACCCUUGGAUCAUUGCCAAGAUCGUCAUUGCCCUGAUGGUAUGGCUUAUGACGAGUGCGGCUCAGGUUGUGGCCCGUUCAGCUGUGAUAACCUUCCUAGGUAUAUGUGUCCUCGGAUCUGUCGUGCUGGGUGCUUCUGUCCAGAAGGACUGGUCAAGGAUCAAGAUGGCGGAGACCGCUGCAUACCCUUGGAUCAGUGCCAAGGUUCCGGCACAGGAGCCAUACGUCUGGUUGGUGGAAGCAACGAAGCAGAAGGAAGGGUUGAGAUCCAUUAUAACGGAGUCUGGGGAACUAUCUGUGAUGACUCAUGGGGUAUCACCGAUGCCAGUGUUGUCUGUCGCAUGCUAGGAUUCCAGGGGGCUUCUGGAGCUCCAGGAUCAGCUCAUUUCGGACAAGGCACUGGUCCCAUUCAACUAGAUGAUGUUCGCUGUAGAGGAGCUGAACAGACUAUCUUUGACUGUUUUCACCUUCCUUUCGGUGUUCACAAUUGUUUUCAUAGUGAAGAUGCCGGAGUAGUUUGCAAUGCUCCAGGAGGUACAGAAGGAGAUGUGCGUCUGGUUGGUGGAAGCAACGAAGCAGAAGGAAGGGUUGAGAUCCAGUAUAACGGAGUCUGGGGAACUAUCUGUGAUGACUCAUGGGGUAUCACCGAUGCCAGUGUUGUCUGCCGCAUGCUAGGAUUCCAGGGGGCUUCUGGAGCUCCAGGAUCAGCUCAUUUCGGACAAGGCACUGGUCCCAUUCAACUAGAUGACGUAGGCUGUACAGGAGCUGAGCAGACUAUCUUUGACUGUGCCCACCCUGCUUUUGGUGUUCACAAUUGUGCUCAUUAUGAAGAUGCCGGAGUAGUUUGCAUUGCUUCACAAGGUGAUCCUUUAAACUGCCCGGUGACAGGAGAAUGGUUCGUGGACUGGGAUGCUUCUUACGAGUGUCUCUCACAGCUCCCUCAGUCUAACCCUUUUGCUGUUCCUGGUCAGAUCCUUCCUCUCCUGACAGUUACAGAUAUGAUCCAAGCCGCAGGAGCUGCCUGGACGGCUGACAACCUGAUCGAGGCUGAAGGAGAAAUAUGUGUAAGGAUCAUGCCCCAACUGGGCGCGGCCGCAUUUGGAGCAGAUAUCUUCAGACAGUACUGUGAUCCUGUGCUGACGUCCUUGAGGGAAGGGACAACGCUUAAUGCUGAGGAACACUGCAGGCUUAUUUUGAACUUGACAGGAUUCAUGACCACAAUUAUGUCAGCACCAACUACCCCUCAGCCAGACGGACCAACCGCGGAACCCGAUUAUCCUUUAGGGAUCUUUGCAUUACGACCUUUCGAUUUUGAGGGUGAGCUUGAAAGCAUUGUUGCUGACCAGUUUGGGGUGUCCAUUUACGACGUUGACAACAUCUGUAGGGCUCGACAAUUCGUUGUGGAUGCUGGCUCGACUUUGGAGGAACUGGUCACCGAUUUCCUAGAAGCUUUUGUUGAAGUACUGAUACCCAGAGCUGCAGAGAUAUGCAAUAGUUGGAAUGACAUUAUUGUUGCACUUGAGGCUUCUUCAUCGGGUAACUUUUCAAUGGGUUCGGACUUCAAUAUUCGUGGCUACCUGAAUGAUGUGUCUGAUUUUGUUGCACGUUGGGCAGGAUAUGAAAGCAGAGAGGCCAUGUGCCAACGUUUGAGUGAAACUCGUGGUGACUCAGGAAUUCCAGCACUCCUUGAUAAUAUAGCUGCUGAUGUUGUGGACAGUAUUCUCUCAGUUUUGACCGAUGCCCAGCAGUGUUCCACUAUAGUCCAGGAGGGAUUAGACCUGGCCUUGACGUACAUUCCCGGUCUUGAUCCAUAUGCACUUAAUCUUCAAAUAUAUCAGAUUACAGGGAUGAAUGGCACUAAUCAACUCUGCCAGGUAGUUGCCGACGCAUUCCAGCCGGGAGAUCAUCAUUGCCCUGAGGGUAUGACCUUUAACGAGUGCGGCUCAGGUUGUGGCCCGGGCAGCUGUGACAACCUAGUUCCCAGAGAUAUCUGUCCUCUAUUCUGUUUUGUUGGAUGCUUCUGUCCAGAAGGACUGGUCAAGGAUCAAGAUGGCGGAGACCGCUGCAUACCCGUGGAUCAGUGCCAAGACUAUUGCGAUGACGUUAUCGUGAAUUGUCUCGUAAAUCCCUGUGAUGUUUCCGUGUGUUCAGCUUACCCUGAUGCUGAGUGCCGAUCAAACUACUGCGGCGGAUGUAACGCUGAUUUUUACGUUGAUGACGUCCAAGUGAACUGUUCAACAUGCCCCGAGGGUAUGGCCUUUAACGAAUGCGGCUCAGGUUGUGGCCCGUUCAGCUGUGAUAACCUUCCCAGUGAUAUCUGUCCUCGGAUCUGUAGUGCUGGGUGCUUCUGUCCAGAAGGACUGGUCAAGGAUCAAGAUGGCGGAGACCGCUGCAUACCCUUGGAUCAGUGCCAAGGUUCUGGCACAGGAGCCAUACGUCUGGUUGGUGGAAGCAACGAAGCAGAAGGAAGGGUUGAGAUCCAGUAUAACGGAGUCUGGGGAACUAUCUGUGAUGACUCAUGGGGUAUCACCGAUGCCAAUGUUGUCUGUCGCAUGCUAGGAUUCCAGGGGGCUUCUGGAGCUCCAGGAUCAGCUCAUUUCGGACAAGGCACUGGUCCCAUUCAACUAGAUGACGUUCGCUGUAGAGGAGCUGAACAGACUAUCUUUGACUGUUUUCACCUUCCUUUCGGUGUUCACAAUUGUUUUCAUAGUGAAGAUGCCGGAGUAGUUUGCAAUGCUCCAGGAGGUACAGAAGGAGAUGUGCGUCUGGUUGGUGGAAGCAACGAAGCAGAAGGAAGGGUUGAAAUCCAGUAUAACGGAGUCUGGGGAACUAUCUGUGAUGACUCAUGGGAUAUCACCGAUGCCAGUGUUGUCUGCCGCAUGCUAGGAUUCCAGGGGGCUUCUGGAGCUCCAGGAUCAGCUCAUUUCGGACAAGGCACUGGUCCCAUUCAACUAGAUGACGUAGGCUGUACAGGAGCUGAGCAGACUAUCUUUGACUGUGCCCAUCCUGCUUUUGGUGUUCACAAUUGUGCUCAUUAUGAAGAUGCCGGAGUAGUUUGCAUUGCUUCACAAGGUGAUCCUUUAAACUGCCCGGUGACAGGAGAAUGGUUCGUGGACUGGGAUGCCUCUUACGAGUGUCUCUCACAGCUCCCUCAGUCUAACCCUUUUGCUGUUCGUGGUCAGAUCCUUCCUCUCCUGACAGUUACAGAUGUCAUCCAAGCCGCAGGAGCUGCCUGGACGGCUAACAACCUGAUCGAGGCUGAAGGUGAAAUUUGUGUAAGGAUCAUGCCCCAACUAAACGCAGCCGCAUUUGAAGCAGAUGUCUUCAGACAGUACUGUGAUCCUGUGCUGACGUCCUUGAGGGAAGGGACAACGCUUGAUGCUGAGGAACACUGCAGGCUUAUUUUUAACUUGACAGGAUUCAUGACCACAGUUAUGUCAGCACCAACUACCCCUCAGCCAGACGGACCAACCGCGGAACCCGACUAUCCUUUAGGGAUCUUUGCAUUACGACCUUUCGAUUUUGAGGGUGAGCUUGAAGGCAUUGUUGCUGACCAGUUUGGGGUGUCCAUUUACGACGUUGACAACAUCUGUAGGGCUCGACAAUUCGUUGUGGAUGCUGGCUCGACUUUGGAGGAACUGGUCACCGAUUUCCUAGAAGCUUUUGUUGAAGUACUGAUACCCAGAGCUGCAGAGAUAUGCAAUAGUUGGAAUGACAUUAUUGAUGCACUUGAGGCUUCUUCAUCGGGUAACUUUUCAAUGGGUUCGGACUUCAAUAUUCGUGGCUACCUGAAUGAUGCGUCUGAUUUUGUUGCACGUUGGGCAGGAUAUGAAAGCAGAGAGGCCAUGUGCCAACGUUUGAGUGAAACUCGUGGUGACUCAGGAAUUCCAUUACGCCUUGAUGAUAUAGCUGCUGAUGUUGUGGACAGUAUUCUCUCAGUUUUGACCGAUGCCCAGCAGUGUUCCACUAUAGUCCAGGAGGGAUUAGACCUGGCCUUGACGUACAUUCCCGGUCUUGAUCCAUAUGCACUUAAUCUUCAAAUAUAUCAGAUUACAGGGAUGAAUGGCACUAAUCAACUCUGCCAGGUAGUUGCCGACGCAUUCCAGCCGGGAGAUCAUCAUUGCCCUGAGGGUAUGACCUUUAACGAGUGCGGCUCAGGUUGUGGCCCGGGCAGCUGUGACAACCUAGUUCCCAAUGAUAUAUGUCCUCUAUUCUGUUUUGCUGGAUGCUUCUGUCCAGAAGGACUGGUCAAGGAUCAAGAUGGCGGAGACCGCUGCAUACCCGUGGAUCAGUGCCAAGGAGCCAUACGUCUGGUUGGUGGAAGCAACGAAGCAGAAGGAAGGGUUGAGAUCCAGUACAACGGAGUCUGGGGAACUAUCUGUGAUGACUCAUGGGGUAUCACCGAUGCCAGUGUUGUCUGCCGCAUGCUAGGAUUCCAGGGGGCUUCUGGAGCUCCAGGAUCAGCUCAUUUCGGACAAGGCACUGGUCCCAUUCAACUAGAUGACGUAGGCUGUACAGGAGCUGAGCAGACUAUCUUUGACUGUGCCCACCCUGCUUUUGGUGUUCACAAUUGUGCUCAUUAUGAAGAUGCCGGAGUAGUUUGCAUUGCUUCACAAGAUGUGCGUCUGGUUGGUGGAAGCAACGAAGCAGAGGGAAGGGUUGAGAUCCAGUAUAACGGAGUCUGGGGAACUAUCUGUGAUGACUCAUGGGGUAUCACCGAUGCCAGUGUUGUCUGCCGCAUGCUAGGAUUCCAGGGGGCUUCUGGAGCUCCAGGAUCAGCUCAAUUCGGACAAGGCACUGGUCCCAUUCAAUUAGAUGACGUAGGCUGUACAGGAGCUGAGCAGACUAUCUUUGACUGUGCACACCCUGCUUUUGGUGUUCACAAUUGUGCUCAUUAUGAAGAUGCCGGAGUAGUUUGCAUUGCUUCACAAGAUGUACGUCUGGUUGGUGGAAGCAACGAAGCAGAAGGAAGGGUUGAAAUCCAGUAUAACGGAGUCUGGGGAACUAUCUGUGAUGACUCAUGGGAUAUCACCGAUGCCAGUGUUGUCUGCCGCAUGCUAGGAUUCCAGGGGGCUUCUGGAGCUCCAGGAUCAGCUCAAUUCGGACAAGGCACUGGUGUCAUUCAACUAGAUGACGUAGGCUGUACAGGAGCUGAGCAGACUAUCUUUGACUGUGCCCACCCUGCUUUUGGUGUUCACAAUUGUGCUCAUUAUGAAGAUGCCGGAGUAGCUUGCAUUGCUUCACAAGAUGUGCGUCUGGUUGGUGGAAGCAACGAAGCAGAGGGAAGGGUUGAGAUCCAGUAUAACGGAGUCUGGGGAACUAUCUGUGAUGACUCAUGGGGUAUCACCGAUGCCAGUGUUGUCUGCCGCAUGCUAGGAUUCCAGGGGGCUUCUGGAGCUCCAGGAUCAGCUCAAUUCGGACAAGGCACUGGUCCCAUUCAAUUAGAUGACGUAGGCUGUACAGGAGCUGAGCAGACUAUCUUUGACUGUGCACACCCUGCUUUUGGUGUUCACAAUUGUGUUCAUUAUGAAGAUGCCGGAGUAGUUUGCAUUGCUUCACAAGAUGUACGUCUGGUUGGUGGAAGCAACGAAGCAGAAGGAAGGGUUGAAAUCCAGUAUAACGGAGUCUGGGGAACUAUCUGUGAUGACUCAUGGGAUAUCACCGAUGCCAGUGUUGUCUGCCGCAUGCUAGGAUUCCAGGGGGCUUCUGGAGCUCCAGGAUCAGCUCAAUUCGGACAAGGCACUGGUCUCAUUCAACUAGAUGACGUAGGCUGUACAGGAGCUGAGCAGACUAUUUUUGACUGUGCCCACCCUGCUUUUGGUGUUCACAAUUGUGCUCAUUAUGAAGAUGCCGGAGUAGUUUGCAUUACUUCACAAGAUGUGCGUCUGGUUGGUGGAAGCAACGAAGCAGAGGGAAGGGUUGAGAUCCAGUAUAACGAAGUCUGGGGAACUAUCUGUGAUGACUCAUGGGGUAUCACCGAUGCCAGUGUUGUCUGCCGCAUGCUAGGAUUCCAGGGGGCUUCUGGAGCUCCAGGAUCAGCUCAUUUCGGACAAGGCACUGGUCCCAUUCAAUUAGAUGACGUAGGCUGUACAGGAGCUGAGCAGACUAUCUUUGACUGUGCACACCCUGCUUUUGGUGUUCACAAUUGUGCUCAUUAUGAAGAUGCCGGAGUAGUUUGCAUUACUUCACAAGAUGUACGUCUGGUUGGUGGAAGCAACGAAGCAGAAGGAAGGGUUGAAAUCCAGUAUAACGGAGUCUGGGGAACUAUCUGUGAUGACUCAUGGGGUAUCACCGAUGCCAGUGUUGUCUGCCGCAUGCUAGGAUUCCAGGGGGCUUCUGGAGCUCCAGGAUCAGCUCAUUUCGGACAAGGCAUUGGUCCCAUUCAACUAGAUGACGUAGGCUGUACAGGAGCUGAGCAGUCUAUCUUUGACUGUGCCCACCCUGCUUUUGGUGUUCACAAUUGUGCUCAUUAUGAAGAUGCCGGAGUAGUUUGCAUUGCUUCACAAGACGUACGUCUGGUUGAUGGAAGCAACGAAGCAGAAGGAAGGGUUGAAAUCCAGUAUAACGGAGUCUGGGGAACUAUCUGUGAUGACUCAUGGGAUAUCACCGAUGCCAGUGUUGUCUGCCGCAUGCUAGGAUUCCAGGGGGCUUCUGGAGCUCCAGGAUCAGCUCAAUUCGGACAAGGCACUGGUCCCAUUCAACUAGAUGACGUAGGCUGUACAGGAGCUGAACAGACUAUCUUUGACUGUGCACACCCUCCUUUCGGUGUUCACAAUUGUUUUCAUAGUGAAGAUGCCGGAGUAGUUUGCAUUGCUUGAGCAGGUACAGGUUAAUAGCCUUUUACCCAAAGUUUUAAAAUAAACGUUAAACGUCCUUUUCCCAAAUGUGCGAAAUAAUAAUUUUUAAAUAAAACCUUUAUGAUAUAAACAAGAAUCUUUUAUAUUAGAAGAGCAGUAGCAAUCCUACGUUUUUUUGGAAAGUAGGAAUAUUAUUUAUACUGUGUCCAGCAUGUCAUUCUGGCAUUACCACAACAAACCCCUCUGCUCCACGUCACACUUGCUCCUGCAACCUAAUCUCAACCUCAAUAUCCUACACUAACCGAAUGAUAGUAUACGUUAAUCUCUUACCAAACACUUCACUUUAAGGUAUUAAGUAACUUUGCCUCUGAUUUUAAACAAAGUUCUGGAUUUAGCUCUUGCUACAAUCAUAAUUAUAAAUCUUUAAGUCAGAAAUGAUUCCCAUGACUUUUACAAGCCAAUUGCAUGUUUCAUUAUCAAAAUAUUUAUGAUUGGAAUUUGAAAUGUUAAAAACCGUUUUAUGCUACAGUCUAUUGGGGAAAAUGAGUAUGGUAAAACUGGUCACUCAAAGUUGUUUCACCUUUUUGAAGCACUUCAAUAUUACAUCACAUCAAUUUUCAGCCCCAUAAGACAGAACAUUUACUAAAAUUAAGAUUCACUAUAGAUAGCAUAAACAAAACAAUGUUGUUUUUUUCGAAUUACAAACGUUUCUUACAAAUACUUUUAUUCGUACUUCAGUUUCUUUAUGGGGAUUUUACUACAUUGGGAAACGAGUCACUUUGGGCUUAAUGGCUUUUAAUUAAUUGCGGUGAGGGAUAAAUUCUCAUUUGCGGUGAUGGAUACAUUUUCAUACAAACUCGAAACAUUUUAAAUUGGCUCAGAGUGGAAAUCGUGCGGUGUCAAUGAGAUCGAAACUGAUUGGAAACAUCUCUUAAAGGGAAGUUAAACCUCGACAGCAAACUACGCUAGAAGAAAGCAGAAAAUUCAUAAACGCAUACUGGUCAAAAUUUGAAUGAAAUCGGACAAAAAUUAGAAAAUUCUGUGUUUGUGUAAGUUGCUGUCACUACAGGUAUGGACCUUUCAAAGUGACUUAAUCGGUACCGUUUCUGUAAUAUAUUUCACUUAUUCAAAAAUGUAUGACUCAGAAUUCUUCCCUUUUUUUUCUUUUUCUAGAACCUGUAAUAAUAUACACUCGAUGAUAUAUUCGCGGUAGUGGCACAACGGUGAAGGCACUUGGGAGAAGAAAAAAGUUUUAAUUUCAUACACGACAAACGGGAAGUUUAUCUGUCACUACGUCACAAUCCACUGACAAAAUUGCCAAUUUGAGAUUUGCAAAGCUAUAGUGAUUUCAGAUUACAAACAAUCAUAACUUUCUUAUUAUUGAUCCUAUUAAUUUCAAACUUUCGCUUUUCUGUUUCUCUGAUUUUCUGUUUUGACACCAAUUAACUUUUUUCAAGGGUUGGAUUGCCUUGUCGUGAUUAAUAUAAAGUGAUAUUAUUGUUUUGAUUGAUGUUUCAGUGUAUACGAACUGGGACCAAACCAUAUUUGACCGUGUAUUAAGCUAGGUCCUUGCCCUUUUAUUGAAAUAUUGUAUAAACAUUACGCCAUAAAAGAAUGCUUUCCGCUCCAGCGUAGGUAAAAUGUCAACAACAAAAUAUUUCUUAUUUUCAUUAGGGAUAAAUAUAUUGGAAAUUUGUCUGUUUCUUAUUACUUUAAUGUGUUCUACUACCUAACUGUCUCUGCUUUUAACGUUAAGAUUCUUCGAUCUUCAAUUUCAAACUCUUUAUAAUUAUGAUGUUAAAACACACAUGGUUGACAUUAUAAGUAGAGUGUGAUAAAUUAUAAUAUUCUAACUUGCAGUAAAACAAAUUGAAUCAUACUUAAUAAUGGAAAUAUGUCAGCCAGUUUCUUCUUGGAUAGUUAAGAAUUUGUAUAAGUUAAUUUCAACGUCCCUUUCUGGUUGUCACAGGUAAACUGGCAAACUUCAAUUUCAAGAUAACUGAAUUAUCGUAUCUUUCUGGUUAUGAAAUGGUGAUGUACUGGUAUAAUUUCAGUUUCGAGUAAACCCAAGUUUUGCAUAUUUCGAGUAGUAAAGAGGUAAACUGUGAUCUCAAGAUCUUCAAUCUUUCGGGGGUUUUUUACCCUUUUUUAAUCUCAAUGUAGAGCAUGAAUGUACGUGUCAUUUACAAUCAUUACUUAUGUUUUUCAAAACACGGAGAGGAGAAGGUAAUGGUAGGGUGCGAUAUAACUUUAAAAAUUAAAGGGAUAGUUGAGUUCUGUUGCAGAGGACGCUACACAAAAUAAUUUUUUGUGAGAUAAUGAAAACUGAGUGUCAGAUUUGAAAGAACAUAAUAUUUAAAUGACGAAAUCAUCUUUGUUUGAUCAAAAUCGGUUCAGAGACAGCUGAAAUAUAACGAUUUUUAAUACUUGUGUACCACCACAUAUAUUAGGUAUUUUGAAAAAAUUGAAAAAACGCCUUUUACGUUGUAUUUCAGCCAAUGCCGAUGUAGGCUUUUUUGUUGGCAUUUUCGUGUUGCUUAUGUAACGCACGACCAACCGGCCCAUGUAUUGUUAUUUUUAAUUAAAUAAUUAAUUAGCGGUCACCAUUUUUGUUUUAAGUGGAGCUGAAUUGGUAUGCUCGUAUUGGCUAAAUUUCACACAUUUUGGGGUCUAAAAUUACCUUCAUAGCAUUUUUAGGUUCUAACAGGGCACUAGAAAUGCCAUAGAUAAGAAUAAGAGCAAUAACCAUGCACUUUGAAGGCAUUUGCGGUCUGAAAACAGAACUUAACUAUCCCUUUAAUAUGAUUUUUAUGGAAUUUUAUUACGUUUGUACUACUUGUUUGCAUUGGUGAAGGAAUAAAAAUUUCAUGAAUCGGA
This is a messenger RNA of Strongylocentrotus purpuratus (purple sea urchin), 10222 nucleotides long. RefSeq names its product scavenger receptor cysteine-rich protein. The record is from RefSeq and is a predicted model, not a curated record. The coding region runs from base 131 to 7366 and encodes 2411 amino acids. The transcript is spliced from 22 exons. NCBI's taxonomy places the organism in Eukaryota, Metazoa, Echinodermata, Echinoidea, Camarodonta, Strongylocentrotidae. Gene Ontology annotation, biological process: peptidyl-lysine oxidation. Gene Ontology annotation, molecular function: protein-lysine 6-oxidase activity. Gene Ontology annotation, cellular component: membrane.